Molecule: messenger RNA, 720 nt
Organism: Centruroides sculpturatus (bark scorpion)
Lineage: Eukaryota; Metazoa; Arthropoda; Arachnida; Scorpiones; Buthidae
Exons: 4
Coding region: 1-720 (239 amino acids)
Source: RefSeq, a predicted model, not a curated record
AUGAUAUAUCUUGAUGACAUACUGAUUUAUAGUCAAACAUUAGAAUCCCAUAACGAGAUACUGCAAAAAGUCCUAAAAAAAGUUCAUCAAAUCAAUUUAAAGUCUAAUAAAGAUAAGUGUAAUUUUCUAAUGAAAGAAGUGAAGUAUUUAGGUCACAUUUUUAAUCAAAAUGGAAUGUGUCCUGAUCAAGCAAAAGUUAGUGCAAUAUGUCACCUACCAUCACCUAAGGAUAUAAUGGAGCUUAAACAUUUUUUGGGAAUGAAUAUAGCAUUUCAUUGGUCAGAGAAACAGCAGUCAGAGUUUCAAUUAUUAAAGGAGGUAAUAGUCUUAAAGUUAUAUAUAAACAUAUCACAUAUUUGUAUGUUUCUUUGCAGAUACAAUAUAUGUUCAUCAGAGGAAAAUAAAGAAAUAAAAUAUUUAGAUGAUGAUGAAUCAAAAUCUUCUCAUGAAACUAUUCAAGACAAUCAACCAAUAAUUCAAGAAGAAUCCUUAUUCAGACCUUCUAGUGAAUUACCUUUGUGUUGGGAACAACAUUCCAAACUUUUACCUGGUGUUUGUCACAUAGCAGGUCAUAUGGUAUCUAAAUGGUCUAUUGGUCAGGUAGCAGAUUUUGUUGCUACUCUUCCAGGUUGUGAAGAUAAAUCAAGGAUUUUUAGUGAAGAGGUAUGUUUAAUAAUUAUAUUAUAUUACAUUUUGAGUUAUAUUGUGCUAAAAUUUUAA